Adineta ricciae is the source of this 708-nucleotide messenger RNA. NCBI's taxonomy places the organism in Eukaryota, Metazoa, Rotifera, Eurotatoria, Adinetida, Adinetidae. The record is from the annotation of a GenBank genome assembly.
AUGCUCGUAUUUCUUACAGUUUUGUUUCUACUGGCAGGUAACAGCGACGCUUUACAAUGUUUGACGAACUGUUCACUCGGUAAGUAUAGGUUUAAUACACCACUCGUCGCUGAUAACAAGGAAUGCCAGCAACGUGUUUCUGCAUCGAAAUGUUCCGUCAAUGUGGAGUUUUUUUAUCAUUCUAAGACGUACGAAGUUACUCAUGAGUAUAAUUCCAAUUCGCGAGAUUUCAUCUACAUUACUAUGCAGCCGACUCUAUCCUAUGAUAUUCGAAUUACUACAAUGACCUCCCAGUACUACGACAUUUCUCGUCUCCAUGCCCAACUGGCACCACUGAUCGAGAAUUCUUCUACAAGCAACUCUAUCCAAUGUUACAAUAUGAAAAAUGCCAUCGUUUUAUGUGCACCACGCGAAGUCUGUAACGUGGAUUAUAAUCCGCGAGAUCACAGAGCGAGAUCACGAGGCUGUAAAUAUCUCAGUAUACCUGUGGUAAUGGUUUAUGACAGCGAAACGUAUACAUCUUUCGAUAUUACUUGCAAUCGUAAUUUAUGCAAUGGCGACACAACAUUGUCCGAAGUCAAAAGAAUACUUGCUGAACAUGGUUUAACUGAUUCUAGUGGUCGACGAAUUGCUGCAGGAACUAAGGAGAUGGCUUCUGUUUUUCUGCUACUAAUCACUUCGAUAUUUGUCCUGUCUUUUUAUUUUUAA